AUGACAGCUGACAUCUCAUCAGUGUUGCCACACUUUAGGUUUGUCCUAUUCAAAAAACACUAUGACAAGUAUCUACACCUCUCCCAGAAGUAUGAAGAGGCUAGGAGUAUUGCCUAUUAUUUAGAAGAGAAGUAUCAUGAAGUAAAGACAGAAAGAGAUGAUUUAAUAAAACAGAGAGACCAGCUGUCUAAGAGAUUAGAGUCUAGUGAAUCGCUUUUCAGAGAAAAAGAAGAUGAGGUAUUUUUACAAUUUGAAAGAGUUGUAUACCUGGAAGAACAAUGUGAUAAGUUGAAAGCUGAAAAAGAAAGGUACUUGGAGCAAAAAGUGUUAAUAGAGAAAGAACGGGAUGAUGCCUUGAGAAUUCUUCAAGAACAAGCAAAAGAAUCGGAAUACAACAGAAGGAAAUUAGAGAGAGCCAGACAAGAAGUGGUUCACCAUAUGACAAAAAUAAAGAAUGAGAAAGACUACUUAGAAAAAGAAGUGAGUACCUACUUGAUAUCAUCAUAUUAUUUUGGGGCAUUGCCUGUUAAUUAG
Messenger RNA from Phaedon cochleariae (mustard beetle), 534 nucleotides. Lineage: Eukaryota; Metazoa; Arthropoda; Insecta; Coleoptera; Chrysomelidae. The record is from the annotation of a GenBank genome assembly.